This is a messenger RNA of Trichobilharzia szidati, 6006 nucleotides long. Lineage: Eukaryota; Metazoa; Platyhelminthes; Trematoda; Strigeidida; Schistosomatidae. The record is from the annotation of a GenBank genome assembly.
AUGGAAGGGGUAGAAUUCGAAGACGCUUCUGUGGGAAAAAGAGGGAAAAGACGCCGACAGAAGAGUGAGGCUAGAGGGUCCAAGAAACGUCUGAAGGCGAAACAUAGGGAUGAAGAUGACCCUUCCAUAGUCACACCCAAAAGACGUUCAGAUCGCGUUUCAAAGAAAGAAAAAACAGUAGAUCAAUUAUGCGAAGAGUUAGGUAUUGAAGAUGUAGAAAUGACAUAUUCAACUGAAGACUUCGAGAACUGGACCAUUCAGAAGUUGUUCGAUCAAUACGUUCGUCCCCUAAUUUCUAACAAAAACCCAAAUGCGUCAAAAGAGGAUGUUCAGAAGGUUUUGGAUGCGAAGUGGAAAGAGUUUGCUAUCAUGAACCCAUAUAUUCCAAAAGGGGAGGAAGACUUGGAUGAUGAUUUUGAUGACGGAGACACUGAGACACAAGAUGAUGACACUUCAGAUGUCCGCGUUCAAAGCGUCUCUUUCAAAAGACGUAGAGUUGUCGGAAAACAUACAGCCCAGAUAUCUUCAACUGGUUAUGCCACACCACUUUCUGGGGGUGGUGGAAGUGAAGCCGCAAGCCAGUCUCCUCCGCCUUCACCUGUUCCGGUGCAGGCUACAACUCCUCCGUUGAAAAUACGCAUAAGCAAAAAGAAGAGGAGGCGUGGUCGAAAGAAAGCUGAAGAGCGGUCUGUUGGAGGUCAUAAUACCAGCGAUGAAGAGUUUGAACGUCAGUUAGAAGAAGCUGAACUGGCUCAGGAUGAAGAACGUGAUCGACGUAAGCAGCGUUCAGUGAAGCGACCUAGUUCUGGCGGAAGUGGACUUGGAGCGAAGUCAUCUGAUACUAGUUAUCUGUCAACGAAAAUAAGUCAUACUCACCAGAAGACUACUGCGCGAUUUCCCCUUGUUGUUGCACGAACUGUCGCUAGGAUAGGUGAGGAAGAAGGUUAUGAAACUGAUCAUCAGGAUUACUGUGAAGUUUGUCAGCAGGGAGGUGAAAUAAUGCUGUGCGAUACUUGCCCCCGUGCAUAUCACUUAGUGUGUUUAGAUCCUGAAUUGGAAGAGGCCCCUGAAGGAACUUGGUCUUGUCCUCAUUGUGAAAAGGAAGGCAUCACGUCAGUUUCAAAAGCACCUAAAGAAUGUGAAGAUAGUGGUUCCGAUGCGGCCGUUACAUCAGAUAAGAAUGGUAAAACUGUUUCUGCAGCUCAUGUUCCGUCACCUGAGAAAGACGAACACCAAGAAUUUUGUACUGAAUGUAGAGAUGGUGGUGACCUUAUUUGUUGUGAUAACUGUCCUGCUAGUUACCACAUUGGUUGCUUGAUUCCACCCCUAGCUAAUAUCCCCGAAGGAGUCUGGCUGUGUCCACGAUGUGGAUGUAAGCCACUUAAGGGUAAAGUAUCGAGAAUACUCACAUGGAGAUGGUUUGAACCUCCGAAAAAUGGAGAUGAACUUGUUCAUACACAUCAUCACCAGCAUUCAGAAGAACCGGCAUCAGAAGAAAGUGGAGAAAAGAAUUUGAAACCUGAAAAUACAUCCGAUGAUAUUAGUACUGUUCAAGACAAUAAUUCAGUGGUAGAUACUAUUAAUCCAACCCCAGUAACAUCAGAAAAACCUGAAGAGCCUUCCACUGACACUGGAGCUGAAUGUGAGUCGAAGCCUGUUGCAGAAACAACCAAUACCUUGUCAGCACCAGAACAACAGCCUGUUCCAGUGAAACCAAUACAUAUAAGGCGUCCCACAAGAGAAUUUUUCGUUAAGUAUUCUGAUUUGUCAUACUGGCAUUGUGAAUGGUUAACUGAAUUACAAUUGGAUGUUCAUCACCCAAUAAUGCUGCGGAAUUACUUUAAGAAAAAUGAUAUGGAGGAACCUCCACUUCCGGAAGAUGGAAGCACUUACAGAGGACGGGCUCGUGAGAAAGUUGCAGACCCUCAUAAUUUAGAGGAACGCUUCUACAAAUGGGGUGUCAGACCAGAAUGGUUGCAACCACAAAGAAUUAUUGACCAUCGAACUGGCAGAGGAGGCCAGACUUGGUAUCUCGUCAAGUGGCGUGAUCUUCCUUACGAUGAAUGUACAUGGGAAGCUCGGGAUGGAGAAGUUGUUGAUAUGGAUAAGUAUAUUGAAGAAUAUCGAACAAUGCGAAAAGUCUUCAUGGGGCACUUAUGUAGUACUGUUGGACCUGAUGGUUCUCUUUCGGUUGUUAGUUUAUGCAAAAGGCAUAAACCGGGUCGUCGUUCUUCAAAAGAACUUGCUGCUGAAAAUCUAAGCCCAGAAUUACUCCGUAAAUUACCACCCGAUAGGUGUUUGACGGACUUAAAGAAGCAGUACACUACGCAACCAAGUUUUCUUGAUGAAACAGAUGGACAGCUGCACGAGUAUCAGUUGGAAGGUGUUAACUGGCUUAGAUUUUCCUACGGUAAUAAAAUCGAUACAAUCCUAGCUGAUGAAAUGGGUUUGGGGAAGACUAUACAAACAAUUGCAUUUCUUUAUUCUCUUUACAAAGAAGGUCAUUGCCGUGGUCCAUUUCUUGUCGCUGCACCCCUUUCAACUAUUAUUAAUUGGGAACGUGAAUUCGAAUUUUGGGCUCCAGAUCUUUAUGUAGUCUCUUAUAUUGGUGAUAAAGAUUCACGAACGGUCAUUCGGGAACACGAAUUCUCAUUUGAUGAAGGUGCUGUUCGUGGUGGCGCUAAAGCGAUGCGAAUGAGAACUGGUACAUCAGUUCGAUUUCAUGUACUCCUGACAAGUUAUGAGUUGAUCAGUAUUGAUCAGGCUUUACUAGGUUCCAUUGACUGGGAAGUUCUUGUUGUAGAUGAGGCGCAUCGCCUUAAAAAUAAUCAAUCAAAGUUUUUCCGUAUUUUAACAACUUACAAAAUAGCAUAUAAACUUCUGUUGACUGGAACUCCUCUUCAAAAUAAUCUGGAGGAACUCUUCCAUCUGCUACAUUUUAUGACACCAGAGAAGUUCAAUGAUAUGCAAGGUUUCUUAGAUGAGUUCGCAGAUAUAUCAAAAGAAGAACAAGUGAAGAAACUGCAUGACAUGCUUGGUCAGCAUCUACUGAGGCGUCUCAAAGCUGAUGUGCUUCAAAAUAUGCCAUCUAAGGGUGAAUUCAUCGUAAGGGUAGAACUCAGCCCUAUGCAAAAGCGCUACUAUAAGUUUAUACUCACUCGCAACUUCGAGGCAUUAAGUUGUCGCAGUGGAGGUUCACAAGUUUCUUUGAUCAAUAUUAUGAUGGAUCUCAAGAAGUGUUGCAAUCAUCCAUUUCUUUUCCCAUCUGCUGCAGAAGAAGCACAGCGUAUGCCCAAUGGUGCUUAUGAAGGCGUUGGACUCCGUAAAGGCUCUGGAAAAUUAGAAUUAAUGAGUAAGAUGUUACGAAAAUUGUAUGAAACAAAACACAGAGUAUUGAUUUUCUCACAGAUGACAAAGAUGCUUGAUCUUUUGGAGGACUUUCUAGAUUCUGAAGGUUAUAAGUUUGAAAGAAUCGAUGGUGCUGUUACUGGUCAACUUCGUCAAGAUGCUAUAGAUCGUUUCAAUGCUCCAGAUUCACCUUCGUUUGCAUUUUUGUUAUCCACUAGAGCUGGUGGCUUAGGUAUAAAUUUAGCCUCUGCAGAUACAGUCAUCAUUUAUGAUUCGGAUUGGAACCCACAUAAUGAUAUCCAAGCAUUUUCUCGUGCUCAUCGUAUUGGCCAGUCGAAUAAAGUUAUGAUUUAUCGAUUUGUCACCCGUGGGACAGUUGAAGAACGUGUUACGCAAGUCGCAAAGAAAAAAAUGAUGCUAACUCACCUGGUUGUUCGCCCUGGAUUAGGCGGUAAAGGUUCAUGCCAGAUGUCCAAGAAAGAACUUGAUGAUAUUCUUAAAUUUGGAACUGAAGAUUUAUUCAAGGAAGGUGAAGAGAACAUGGAAGAUGAACAUACAAUUGUGUAUGAUGAUGCUGCUAUUGAACGUUUACUUGAUCGUAGUCAACAAGGCUUAGAAGAAAAAGCCUUAGAAAUGAAUGAUUAUUUAACUUCAUUCAAAGUGGCUCAUUAUGAAAAGAAGGGAGUCAUUGAAGAAGAGGAAGAUGAAUCAGAGGAUGAAGAUGAAAAUCGUGAAGUUAUCAAACAAGAACUUGAUCCAGCAGAUCCAACAUAUUGGGAAAAGCUACUACGACAUCAUUUUGAACAAGCUCAAGAAGAUCAAGCCCGAGCUCUUGGCAAAGGUAAACGGGUUCGAAAACAAGUUAAUUAUUCAACAACUCAAGAAGAAGAGGAAGAAUGGAAUCAGGCUAUGACCGAUCAUGAUAGUGACUUUUCUAACAAGGAUGAAGAUGAUGAUGAAUAUGAUGAACGUACAGGCGCAGCUGGCGGUGAUGUCCCUGUGAUGAGUCGUCGAACUCGACGUGAACGUGAAGGCAAAAUGCCUCCACUUUUAUCACGUGUAAAUGGUCAGAUUGAAGUGCUAGGUUUCAAUGCUCGUCAACGUCGUUCUUUCCUCAAUGCAGCAAUGCGGUAUGGACUACCUCCAAGUGAUCAGCCAUGGAUGGUCAGAGAUUUGAGAUGUAAACCUGAUCGUGUAUUUAGAGCAUACAUUUGUCUGUUUAUGCGUCAUCUGUGUGAACCUGAGACUGAAAAUUCUGAAAGUUUCAGUGAUGGCGUACCCCGUGAAGGUCUAUCUACUCAGCAUGUUCUAAGUCGUAUUGGAAUAAUGACCCUUGUACGCAAGAAAGUUCAAGAAUUUGAAAAGAUUAACGGACACUGGAGCAUUCCAGAGUUAGAACCGAAACCAGAAAAUAAAGAUGCAGAAUUACCGAAGACAGAGGAUCCCAAUGAAGUAGUAUUAACAAAGAAUGUUGGAGAUGUGGAGAAUUGUUCUGCAGUCACAGAAACCAAUAAUAAUAGUAAUAAUAAUAAACAACCAGUGAUUAGUGAUGUUGACUCUCUUGGUAAGGAGAAAACUGUUAACACCAAAGUGAGCAGCGGUACUACAGGAGAUGAAACGUGUUUAGCGGAUGAUGCUUCUAAGGCGAGUGAUAAAACUGAUCCUAUGGAAAUUGAUGAAUUACGUGUAAUUGCUGGACAAAAUAAGGUGACAGAUGAUCCACAAACAAAUACAAAGGUGGAGACGACUGCUGAUUCUUCAGAUGUUGCUAAGGAAUGUAUAAACGAGAGGGAAAAUGGAAAUGCGGAAGGUUCACAAAACACUGACAAAACUGACGUAGCCAGCCAUCAAUUCAUGUUUAAUAUUGCGGAUGGUGGUUUCACUGAACUUCAUACUAUCUGGUUGAAUGAACAGCGUGCAUUGAUAAAAAAUCGUGAGGCAGAAAUUUGGCAUCGUCGACACGACUACUGGCUUCUAGCUGGUGUAGUGCAACACGGAUAUGGCAGAUGGCAAGAUAUACAUAAUGACCCGCAUUAUGCAAUUGUGAAUGAACCAUUUAAAAAUGAAGCUCAAAAAGCCAACUACUUAGAAAUUAAAAAUCGUUUCUUGGCCCGUCGUUUUAAGUUGUUAGAACAAGCUUUAAUAAUCGAGGAACAGCUCCGUCGAGCAGCCCUUCUAAAUAUUCCAGCAGAUCAAUCGGAACACAUACAAAGUUUAAAUAGACGAUUCACUGAGCUUGAGUGUCUGGCUACAGGACAGUUGCAUCUUUUCAAUGAUGCCUUGGCCGGUAACAAAGCUUUAGUUCCAUUGUUACACAAAGUUCUGACUCUUAUGGAGGAUAUUCUGGUCGAUAUGAAACAAGACGUUGCACGGCUGGUUAACUUAUUGCCUCGACUACCUCCUGUCACUCAACGUUUACAACUGAGUCAUACAGGUCUUCUAGGAAAGCUAACACAGCAGCUUACUGCUAACAAAAAUGCACAGUCAGCAUCUAUUCAAAAGCAGCCUGAAACAAAAGAAGAACCUGUGAAUCUGGUUACUCCAACUACAGAAACCUCCCAACAACCAUCUUAAUAUCCCGAUGCAGCUAUGCACCAAAAAUACUUGUACAGUUCUACAUUUUUCUUAUUCCCAUAAUAUUUCAAUGUUCACUUCUCA